ACAGCGCGUCGUAUGUCGUGUAACGUGUGUAACGCGCGCGCCGUGUAGCAGCGUAGGCAGCAAGCAAGCAGGCUAUCUAACCGUUAGGACCAAACCAAAGUGGGCUGUGGGCUAUGCAGACUGAUGCAAACGAACUAACGAACACAGAAAACAAGCGAGAGCGACGUCUGCUUCGAGAAUUUUUUUUUUUUUUUUUUUUUUUUUUCUUUCAUGAUAUAUUUGAAAUUCGAACAUCUCUCAAAUUAAUUGGCCGAGAAUAUUGAAAAGUUCAAGUCAGAAGCAGCGCGUAUACCACCAACGAACGGUGUCGUAUUACGCUGGUGCAAUUUUUAUGUUUCGAGUGGCUCAAUAAUCACGAGAGUGUGUAACAAACGCAAAAAAAAUUGCGUCAAACGUUUGCGUGGAAGUGUGUUGAAGCAGUAGAAAUAGUAGAAUCGAUUAAGAGCAAUACGCAAUACCGGCAUUCGAGCCGCCGCGAAAUCUAUGCGUGUGUUCAAUUGCGAAUUGCGAGAGAUAACCUCAAAAAUGAAAUAAUAAACGUUAUCGAACGAGCAUCGUGUGUCGUCGUUGCUGGUGCCGUACAAAAUUGCACACUUUUCUACAUUGUUGUAUAUUCCAACAAACGAAAUAAUGAUUUUACAAAAUCGCAAACCUACUUGCGCGUUGCAUCAUUUCUAGGUAAAGUUUCGGGUUGUAAUGCCCAGUCGUAAUCUGUGAGAUGCGCCGCUCGGGGCACAAGAAAAAUAUUUUAAAUGACAGAAAAGCUGCGGCGUUGGUAGAAAAACAGAAUAACAACGAGCGCUUGACGACGAUAAGAGUGUCGUUCUCAACGUCGUCCGACGUCGCUCAGAGGCCGCAAGAUGUCUGCGGUAGAGGCACCGCCUUUCAUUCGUACCAUCGAAUGGGACAUGAUGGACAAAACCAAAUUUUUUCCACUGAGCAUGCUUUCCUCCUUUUCCAUAAGAUGCUGUCUUUAUCCGUUGACCGUGAUAAAAACCAGGCUACAAAUUCAGAGGCGGAAUCACAUGUACACCGGAAUGAUCGACGCUUACAGAAAAAUUCACAGAACGGAAGGUUUUUCGGGCCUCUAUCGAGGCUUCUGGAUAAGCUCUGUUCAGAUAAUUUCAGGGGUUUUUUAUGUAUCCACGUACGAAGGAGUGCGUCAUCUUCUUGGCCAAAAUCCUUUCACAGCGGAUUUAGAUUCAAGAACAAAGGCAUUGAUAGGCGGAGGUGCUGCCAGCACCGUUGGUCAAACCAUCAUUGUUCCCUUUGACGUCCUUAGCCAACAUUUGAUGGUCCUCGGCGUCAGUACCAAGCAUGGAAAACUUGCUGUCGACAAGAUGGGUAUGAACCCUUUGGGUAUAAGUCUUGAACCAGGAUGUUCCCGCGCUUAUAUCUCCGCUGAAAUCGUCAGACUCAUUUACGAGAGGGAUGGCAUUAAGGGGUUUUAUCGUGGCUACGUUGCAUCUUUGUGUGCUUACGUACCGAACAGCGCAUUGUGGUGGGGCCUCUAUACGGUAUAUCAAGACGAAUUAAUACGAGUCUUGCCGGAAUGGGUGUCACAUCUGUUUAUCCAAGCGAUAGCCGGGACACUCGGUGGAUUUACCACGACAAUAAUAACAAAUCCUUUGGACAUUGUCAGAGCCCGUCUUCAGGUGCAACGAUUGGACAGUAUGUGCAAUGCUUUUAAGAUUUUAUGGCUCGAAGAAGGCUGUAAAAUGUUCACCAAGGGUUUGUCAGCGCGUCUAGUCCAAUCGGCUUGCUUCAGUUUCUCCAUUAUAUUGGGUUAUGAAACGAUCAAGCGAAUGAGCAUCAAUGACGAGUACAAGAGUUUUAUUAGAUGGUAAAUUAACGGAUAAAAUAUUGUUUAGAGGAAACGUAAUACGCAUUAUUUGGUACACUGCGCGUAAGAAAGAGAGAAUAAUCGCGGAAGAAAAAAAAAACGAGAAAAACUACUUGCAAGAUUCGACGUACUUUCUACGCAGGAAAGAAUGAUACAUUUUUCAAUACCUUUUGAUGAUCACUUUCAACAAAGUUCAUCGAAGUAACAAAGGAAAGAAUCGAUAAUUCAGCCAAAGACAACGAUGAGAGGAGGAGCCGGUUCAUUCCGCUGUGUUAUAUCGAUCAUCCAGAUUUUUAUCUCGCGAUACGUUCGAACAAUCGGCCGGUAGAUAAAAUAUACGUAUUAUCAUCGUCAGGAGGGGAAAGCUGAAUAUAAAUAGCAAAAUUUAUAUACUUACAUACGCGUGUACGAAGAAUAUGCGCUAUGCUUCGAAGGUAAAAAAUUUUUUUGUAAAUAUACUUCCGAUUGAGGCUAAAUGUACAUUCAUGUAUAACUGCCGCCGCUAUACCCUCGCCGCAUUCUGUGUACGUGAAUUUCCUCUUCCCUGUUUUUUUUUUUUUUUAACUUUUUUCAUUGCCCUUCCGUCAAAUGUCGCUAUAAUACCGGAAAAACCAAAUUUCCAAUCCUCACGUUCGCGAAUUCCUGCUUCUCAAAACUUUGAUAAAUAAUAAAUGAAUAAAAAUAUUA
Messenger RNA from Venturia canescens, 2530 nucleotides. Its product is annotated as solute carrier family 25 member 44. Gene Ontology annotation, molecular function: branched-chain amino acid transmembrane transporter activity. NCBI's taxonomy places the organism in Eukaryota, Metazoa, Arthropoda, Insecta, Hymenoptera, Ichneumonidae. The record is from RefSeq and is a predicted model, not a curated record. Gene Ontology annotation, biological process: branched-chain amino acid catabolic process; branched-chain amino acid transport. Gene Ontology annotation, cellular component: mitochondrion. The transcript has 5 exons. The coding region runs from base 861 to 1847 and encodes 328 amino acids.